AUGAGUUCCAUCAGACAAGCAGCAGAGACCGUCCGGUCAAGGACCUCAGACGUCAUGAACUCCGUUAAGAGAAGUGAGACGGCUGCCAAGGCAUCUGAUAUCAUCCAUACUCCAUACAUGAAAGCUGCUCUGCCCUUCAUCAAUGGAGGCAUCAGCGGAAUGGUAGCCACUACCGUGAUCCAGCCGGUCGACAUGGUAAAGGUCCGCAUUCAGCUUGCCGGUGAAGGCACCACUGGAGGCCCAAAGCCAACUGCGUUAUCUGUCACUCGACAGAUUAUCUCUAGUGGAAAGGCUCUCGACCUGUACACUGGUCUCUCAGCUGGUCUCCUUCGACAAGCUGUAUACACAACCGCUCGACUUGGCUUCUUCGACACUUUCAUGGCAAGACUAUCAGAACGGGCAAAGGCUCAGUAUCGAAGUGUUGGCUUCGCAGAUCGCGCAACUGCUGGUUUGGCAGCUGGUGGUUUGGCAGCCAUGCUUGGUAACCCGGCCGACCUGGCUCUUAUUCGAAUGCAAAGCGAUGGUCUAAAACCCAUUGCAGAGCGCAAGAACUACAAGUCAGUUGUAGAUGCUCUGGGAUCGAUCGCCAAGGGUGAGGGUAUCGCUGCUCUCUGGGCUGGCGCCGCACCAACUGUGGUUCGUGCCAUGGCUCUCAACUUUGGCCAGCUCGCUUUCUUCAGCGAAGCCAAGGCCCAGAUGAAGAAGAACACGGAUUUGUCUGCUCGAGCCCAAACCCUUAGCGCCAGUGCUAUUGCGGGCUUUUUCGCCAGUUUCUUCAGUCUUCCUUUCGACUUUGUCAAGACGAGAUUGCAGAAGCAGUCAAAGGGCCCCGAUGGCAAGCUUCCGUAUAAGAGCAUGGCCGACUGCUUCACCAAGGUAGCCAAACAGGAGGGCGUCUUGAGAUUUUACCGAGGAUUCGGAACGUACUAUGUCCGCAUUGCCCCUCAUGCUAUGGUAACUCUCAUCGUUGCUGAUUAUUUGGGCUGGUUGACAAAAUAA
Molecule: messenger RNA, 999 nt
Organism: Trichoderma gamsii
Lineage: Eukaryota; Fungi; Ascomycota; Sordariomycetes; Hypocreales; Hypocreaceae
Product: mitochondrial 2-oxoglutarate/malate carrier protein
Exons: 2
Coding region: 1-999 (332 amino acids)
Biological process (GO): transmembrane transport
Molecular function (GO): oxoglutarate:malate antiporter activity
Source: RefSeq, a predicted model, not a curated record